GUAUUAGUUGUGGAGUUUAAUAAAUUUCCCUGGAUUUUAAAAGUCUGGGUGUAUUCGUUCCAGACUUUUAAAAGUCUGUGGAAAUCUGGGUGUAUUCGUUCCAGACUUUUAAAAGUCCAUAUAAAUCUGGGUGUAUUCGUUUCAGACUUUUUAAAAUCCAUACAAAUCUAGGUGUAUUCGUUAUUCCAUUGACUUCAAAUCCGGAAUGACUUUCAUGGAUUUCAUCAAAAAAAUACACACGACGAAAUCCGGCCAAGAACCACGAGAAUUGAAAUCCAUGGAGUUUCGAGCGAUCGCUGAGUUCCAGCGCCCGCGGCCAAGAAGCCAGCGAGCGCCGGAACUCAGCACACGUUGAGAAAGACCAGCGCUCGCUGGGUUUGAGCGUGCGCUGGGUUCCCAGCGGCCGCUGGGUUGCAGCGGUCGCUGGGCCCAGGCAGCCCAGCCCAGCAACGCCUUUAAAUACCCGUCUUCGAUUUUUUUUCCCCACAAUCUGACAGACGCCUACUGCCUUCAAAAAAGAGUUCAGGGUUCUACUUUACCUUUUAGCCAGUACUGUUCGGUGUCUAGUAAUAUUAUUAUGGGAGACUCUCAACCACAAGAAUCCAAAAAAAGGGCAGUGUAUGAAGCAUGGACACAGGAACAAAGUGAUGCCUUGUUACGAAUUCUGGCUGAAUCUGCAAUUAGGGGAUGGCGCGAUAAUAGUGGUAUAUUUAGCAAAGCAACAGUAGAGGAAAGAAUAUUGCCUGUUCUGAAUGACAAACUUAGGUGCAAUAAAAAUUAUAAUCACUACCAAAGUCGUAUCAAAUGGUUUAAGAGCCGUUGGACUGCGUAUUCAAACCUCAUGAAGUCUAACUCUGGUUUUGGUUAUGACAACGACACCAAAAAAUUCACGGCCCCAGAUGAAGUAUGGGAUGCGUAUAUAGAGGCUCACCCAAAAGAUGCAUACUUACGCACUGGGAGUUUUUCGGAUUAUGAUGAAUUGAGACUUGCUGUUGGAAACGGUGUGGCUGUAGGAAGAAACGCAAUUGGAGUUGGCAGUGCUACUGAUGCUAGGACAAUAGGAGUUGAUGAAAGUAGAGGUCCAACCAUAGAGGAGUUGAAUUACGAUACUGCUACUGAGGCGUUUGUAGUACUGGGUGAAGAUGAUCCACCGUUAUCCGGCUCCAAAUCACCUUUGGAGCCCACUGAAGUGCCUGUGGAGUCCACUCAGAGAAGAGCUCCCGCCAAGAGAAGCAGAGGCCAGUUUGAGACAAAUUCAGGCCACUCUGAAAAUAGUUCGCAUCAGGAGCUCCUGGUAGAAAUUAAAAAAGUCACUAGCACAAUGGAUCGAGUUGAAAGCCUCUUUGUUAAACGAGAUACUAUGAUGGAGAAAAGAGAAGAGGAAAAAAGUUUUACAACUUGGGAUGCUAUCUUAGAAAUUCCUGAUUUGAGUGAAGAUGACCGCUACACAGCAUUUGACUUGCUUGUUACAAAGUCACAAAAAGAUGGAUUUAUGAAAAUGACUGUUCCUCAACGCAAAAGAUGGAUAGAAUUCAAGACUAGGAAAUAGAGGAUAGUUUAGUCAUGUUUUUUGAACUAUGUUUUUAUGUUUGUUUCACCAUAUUUUUAUGAGUACAUUGUUUUGUUGGUUUUAUGUUUUAAUACUUUAUUUUGUUGAUUAAUGAAUGGUUUUUUAUUAGUAUUUUUUAAAGGCUAUCUUUUGUGUUUCCCUUUUAUUCUUAUUUCAAUUAUUGUUUCAUUGUUUUAAAUGGCAGCAUGAAUUAUGAAGAUAAAAUUGAAAUUGCAAUUGAAGAAGACAUAGAUGAAGAACUUGAGGAUGAAAUCGAAACAGAGAUGGAGAUUGAACUUUCUGUUCAUGCUAGGCAACUGAUGGAAUCAGCUAAGGUAGUUAUCACUCUAUUGGGGAAUAUGAUGACGCAUCAUCCGACUGCUGACAACGCUCUGAUGCGACGACCAAAGACUAGGAAAGGAUUCCGUUUUAUUAUGGACAUGAUGGAUGGAGAUCCGAGCCAAUUUCGACAGUUGUAUAGAAUGUAUCCUGACGUCUUCAUCAAAUUAUGCCAGAUCAUUAGGGAGAAAGCUCAUGUGGAUGAUACACGAUACACAACUGUUGAAGAAAUGUUGGCAACAUUCCUCAUCAUUGUAGGGCACAACGAUCGUUAUUGUAACGUUCGUGAAAGGUUUGGUCGUUCGCAUUUUGCUACUAGUCAGAAUUUCAACAAAAUCUUGAGAGCAUUGAACACCAUAGCACCGGACAUGAUGUUUAAGCCGACUGGCGCAAUACCCGCUAAAAUCCGGGAAAGUACAAGAUUUUAUCCUUACUUCAAGGAUUGUAUCGGGGCUAUAGACGGCACUCAUAUCCCGGCCACGAUAAUAGGAAAAGACGUGAGCUGUUAUCGUAACCGUCAUGGGGUGAAUUCGCAAAAUGUUUUGGCAGCUUGCAACUUUGAUUUGCAGUUCAUCUAUGUGCUUAGUGGAUGGGAAGGCUCAGCCCAUGAUUCCAAAAUUUUAAGUGAUGCAUAUUCUAGACCCAAUGGACUCCACGUGCCUCAAGGUAAAUAUUUUCUAGUAGAUUGUGGAUUUGCCAAUCGUCGACAGUUUUUGGCUCCGUUACGUGGCGUUCGUUAUCAUCUCAAAGAUUUCGGUGGUGACGGGCGUAAUCCAAGAAAUGCAGAUGAGUUGUUCAAUCUUCGACACGCAUCAUUGCGAAACGUGAUUGAACGCAUUUUUGGAAUCUUCAAAUCACGUUUCACAAUUUUCAAAACAGCUCCUCCGUUCCCUUUUCAAACACAAGCAGAGUUAGUUUUGGCUUGUGCUGGAUUGCAUAACUUUCUCCGAAAGGAGUGUCGUUCUGAUGAAUUUCCAGUCGAAGUUGAAGAAGGAAAUGUUGCAGCAGAUGUUGAAAACGAUGCGGACAUUUUGGAUUAUCUUUCUCAAAGCCAGCUGUCACAGAGGAAUGAAGCUAAUACAUGGAGAGCAAGUAUUGCUAAUGCUAUGUGGGAAAAUAGACAUAUAACUGAAACCGAUCAAGACACACAGGCGGAGACCGAAGAUAAUAGUUAGGGAGGUGUUUUGAUGGAUGUCGUUGAAUUAACGUUUUUUUUUCAAUGUUGGAAUUUUUAUGAAUGUUGACGUUAUUUUGUUUUUUUU
Messenger RNA from Salvia miltiorrhiza (redroot sage), 3150 nucleotides. RefSeq lists its product as uncharacterized. NCBI's taxonomy places the organism in Eukaryota, Viridiplantae, Streptophyta, Magnoliopsida, Lamiales, Lamiaceae. The transcript is spliced from 4 exons. The record is from RefSeq and is a predicted model, not a curated record. Bases 1756 to 3063 code for a protein of 435 amino acids.